Molecule: messenger RNA, 1139 nt
Organism: Cyanistes caeruleus (blue tit)
Lineage: Eukaryota; Metazoa; Chordata; Aves; Passeriformes; Paridae
Source: RefSeq, a predicted model, not a curated record
CUGAAGAUCCUCUCCAUCACUUGUUCCUACAACCUGUGUCCGUGUCCCCAGGCUGAAGGAGAGACCAAGGGCGAUAAGGCCAAAGUUAAGGAUGAGCCACAGCGGAGAUCAGCGAGGUUAUCUGCUAAGCCCGCUCCUCCAAAGCCAGAGCCCAAACCUAAAAAAGCAGCUCCAAAGAAGAGCGAGAAGGUGCCCAAGGGGAAGAAGGGAAAAGCUGAUGCUGGCAAGGAGGGGAACAACCCUGCAGAAAAUGGAGAUGCCAAAACAGACCAGGCACAGAAAGCCGAAGGUGCUGGUGAAGCCAAGUAAAACGUGUGAAUUUUUGAUAACUGUGUACUUCUGGUGACUGUACAGUUUGAAAUACUAUUUUUUAUCAAGUUUUAUAACAAUGCAGAAUUUUGGUUUACUUUUUUUUAAGCUAUGUUGUUAGCACACAGACCGCUUCGUUGUUGUGUUCUGGGGGGUGGGGGGACAAUGGGGACAAAUGUCAUUUAGUCUAUUUCUCAAAACCUUAAUUUUAAUAAGAAAAGCUUUUGCCAGUCCCCCAGUUUUUGGAAGAAGGGCCCUUCCUGCAGGGAGAGAGAAGGGAUUCCCCCAUGCUGCGUGUCAGUUAUGUCCAGGUGAACAUCAGAGCUCCCAAGAUGCUGUUGCCUGCUCCAAAUCCCAAUGCCAUCAGUUCUCCUUUGGUGUCUCCUUGUUUGCCCAGAGCCCGUCACUCCAAACCACAGCAGAACUGGCAUUUUGGGACCUGCCACACACUCGUGAGCCGGAUUUCUGGUGUCCAGUCUGGCUCAAAAAGGAGCUGCACUUCCUCUUUUCUAUUGUGGAUCCUCAGAUACAGAAACCUGCCUUUAAAUUUUAUUUUCCUCUCAAAGUCAGGGUGGGUUUGUGCAGAGUUGUCAGACAACGUGCGGAUGUGAUCGUGUCCACCCUCACUCUAAACUUUGCCCUCUACAAGUGUGAGCUGAAGAUUUUAAUGGUUUUUAGCAACUUCUCCAUUUCAGUAGUCCACAAAGGGAGGGGAGUUUGACAGUUGUUGUAAAAUGUUGCAGAUUGUAGCCCAUGUCCUGCCUAAAUUACCAUGAUUGUUCAUGAAAAGUACCUUUAAUAAAGCUGGAUACGGUUUGGCUUGGACUGUU